AUGGCUAGCUCAUCUUCCUCACACGAAACCGUCACAAUCGUUCUGGCCACAGUCAUACCGUCCGUAUUCCUUCUUUUUUUGGCGGCCGUCAUCUACCACCGAGUUAGAAGGCGAAAGGCUCGAUUCCGCAACCGAGGAAUCACGCCGAUUGACGAUGAGGAGAUUGAAUCUUGGAAAAUUGAUCGCACACACAGCGUUGACGACGAAGAGAAGCCGCCCGCUUCUCCCGAAUCAGCUGUAAGCGAGCCAAAGCGAGUUCACCACUCUCAUCAUGCAAGCACAUCGAUUGGUUCCGUAAAGUCAUCGAGCGUCAUUGUCUACCAAAAUCGGGUCUCGGAAGACCAGCAGCCUUGGUCUCCUGUUCGGGGGAAGCAGAGCAUUGAUAUCCCCCCAACACCGGUCCUUGCACGAGCACCAAACUCUCGGCCAGGUCUAACAGACGAAACUGUCCGAGGUGCUCAGGCUUACGUCAAUGUUAAGCGUACCCCAUCGACGCGUCUGUCCAAAACCAACGCCCCUCGUCAUGCUCGGACCAAAAGCUCACGGAGCACAAGAAGCAGCUUUGGUUCCAGCGCUAAACGUGAACAAUGGUACAGCCAGACGCCGGAGGGAAACUCGCCUCGGCCCUCUGCUGACAUCUAUUCCAAGUCGGCGCCGGCAUCUCGCAGGGCGACCAUUUCGACACCGGCCAACCAUGCUUCUCGUCGGAUCUCUACCGAUGAUGACGUCCCCCUGACUGGUCUAUCACCACGACCGGUGGUGCUUAGAGCCGAAAUUGGGCGCGCCAUAGGAUGA
Trichoderma aggressivum f. europaeum is the source of this 795-nucleotide messenger RNA. RefSeq lists its product as uncharacterized. The record is from RefSeq and is a predicted model, not a curated record. NCBI's taxonomy places the organism in Eukaryota, Fungi, Ascomycota, Sordariomycetes, Hypocreales, Hypocreaceae. The transcript has a single exon. The coding region runs from base 1 to 795 and encodes 264 amino acids.